Mycena citricolor is the source of this 1068-nucleotide messenger RNA. The record is from the annotation of a GenBank genome assembly. NCBI's taxonomy places the organism in Eukaryota, Fungi, Basidiomycota, Agaricomycetes, Agaricales, Mycenaceae.
CACUGUCUUGCUCCGAGCGUGCAACUCACCAUGGGCGAAGUCAAGCUAUCGUUACCCAAAUUCCUACAGGUGUUUACUUCCAAUGACGUGCCCAUGGCCAAGGCGAUGGUCGUCGCCGGGAAACUCUACAAGGAUUGCAAUACCUCUAACAAGCUUUCCGAGCUGAAUGAUGGCAAAUUGAUCGCCUACGGGAUCGACGAUAAAGAAAUGCGUAAUAUGGUCUUGUCUGCUCUAAAGAAGAGUGGCUACAGCAGCCGAAAGCGAAAGGCUGUGACGGAUACUAUUUCAAAUCCUGAAGCUGGCCCUUCAUCUCUGAACGCGAGGAAGCGCAAGAGAUCCGAAGUCACAAACGAGUUCUUGCCGUCAGUGGAUACUCCUGCUGUUCAAGAAUACGAAUUCAAUGAAGUCUUGGAUGAACAGGCCCUCCAGUCAAGGAGCACUGUGGUCAAUCGGGCUCCAUUGAUGACUGCUUGGUCCUUCCUGGUGGCCCAACGUUUGGGAUUUGGUCUAGAAGAGGCACUUAGUAUCGCAUCUGUCUACACCGAACUCAAUGCAAUAUCCAAAGGAGUAAGCAUAGGUGUCUUCAAGAAAAGCGACCGAAGAGCGACCGAGGCCUCCUUGGGAGGCACUCAGCCGUUUGUUGAGCUGAUGGGCAGAAGACCGCUCUAUCGCUCUCAGAACUCACAGUGGAGAGCGUUAUCCAACGACGAACCGGUAGAUCCCGGCGUCGCGUUUGGAUACAUCUCUCGGGCGCUACGGCAAAAUACCCCGUACAUUCUCGGCGCGCUUCGCCUGCUCGUGGAGAGCUAUUCAGUGCAGGAGAUCAACAAGAUAGCGUGGAGUCUUUAUGCUGACUUUCGGCCGGAUGUGACAGGCUGGGGCGACCGAGGGCAAGUGCGAUGCGAAACGAUUCUCGCACUGCGCAAGCAUCCGGCAUCUCCAGUCUCAGUGGAAGAUUUGUCGGCAGAUGAAGAACCGGUGCAAAAAAGGCCGCGCGGGCUGACACUGGAAGAGUACGAAGCUGCAUUAGACCAAGAUCCGUCCCUCUACGAUGAUAUUGUCGACUGA